AUGGCUGCCAGCUUAGGCGCGACAUCGCUAGCGGAUGUGUACCACGAAGGACUAGAUGAGAUCUUGCGUGACCUGGCAAAUGUCUAUCCUGCCGGCCCUGAUCACGAGUCACAACUUCUAGGCGUCCCAGUCCUUGAUGCCUUACUGGAAGUCUUCAUGCAGAGAACAAUGGGGUCGUCUGUUGAUGCUCCUCACCAACGAUUAUCGCGAGAGCAGAUUCUAACGGAAGACGAAGAGAUGCUUCUUCGAGGCGACACGAAUGAAAACGUGCGCGAACCUGGUGAAGAACCAGCUGCCAGUGGCCUGCCUUCCAACGUCUUGUUCGCCCACUCAGCCAAUCGAAGCAAAAUGCCCAGUCCGGUCGUGGAGAUUUCAAGUAGCUUAUCGGCCUCUGGAAAAUCCCAGUUGCUUUACUAUUUGAUCGCGCGUGCCAUCUUGCCGCGGUCAUUCGGAGACAACCCAGUCGGAGGGCACGAGGCGGCCGUCGUUUUACUUGACACCGAUGACCGUUUUGACGCUGGAGUAUUCCGAAUUGUGGCCCGAGGAGUUGUACAGCAGGCACAAGACCUCACUGAUUCAAAUGGGAACAACACGGCUCAAGGUCCAUCUGACGAUGAGCUCGAAACAAUCGUGAGUUCUGCACUGCAGCACCUUCAUGUCUUUCGCCCUCAGUCAUCCUCUGCCCUCCUAGCCACGCUGUGCGCUCUGGACGCCUAUCUUUUCAAUCUCUCGCGUCACUACUCGGGCUCGCGUCCGCUGCAGAUGAUUGCUCUUGACAGCAUCACGGCAUUCUUCUGGCAAGACCGGCUACGUGACGAAAUUGCACGCACCGAAGACAUUGGCCGCCCUUGGGCGGAGAUUGAACAAGAGCGUGAGCAAAAGCAAAGCUUCUACCUCUCAGAUUUGUAUGCCGAGCUCGUUACGAAGUUAAAGCGACUACAGGGCCGGUUUGGCUGCACAGUUGUAUACACUGCGACGGUCUCUAGUGGUCGGCCCUUAACAAUCAAUAGUAGCCAUUUUUCUCUUGGCCCUUAUGACCGACCUCCAUCACGAACACCGUCACUCCGGCCAGUUCUUCCUGCGCCGUGGGGAAACUUCCCAACCCUUCGUCUUGUUGUCCAUCGCGACCUGGUGCGCUCGUUCCCACCCGCAAUAAGUGCGCACGAUGCGAGGAAAGAUGCUCCCGCGCGGCAGAACAUUGUGCGAGAGGGCAAGUUUUCGGCUUGGGUCAAUUCAUGGGGGCGCGAAGAAUGGCCUCGUCGGGUAUCGGACAGCGUUGACGCCCUCAAUGGCGGAUGCUUUUCUUUCUACGUGGGUGAGACUGGAAUUAAGAUACCCCCAAUCUGA
This is a messenger RNA of Penicillium cinerascens, 1347 nucleotides long. Its product is annotated as putative Rad51 family DNA repair protein. Gene Ontology annotation, cellular component: Rad51B-Rad51C-Rad51D-XRCC2 complex; centrosome; replication fork. Bases 1 to 1347 code for a protein of 448 amino acids. The transcript is spliced from 2 exons. Lineage: Eukaryota; Fungi; Ascomycota; Eurotiomycetes; Eurotiales; Aspergillaceae. The record is from RefSeq and is a predicted model, not a curated record. Gene Ontology annotation, molecular function: four-way junction DNA binding. Gene Ontology annotation, biological process: double-strand break repair via homologous recombination; DNA strand invasion.